Molecule: messenger RNA, 1785 nt
Organism: Penicillium roqueforti
Lineage: Eukaryota; Fungi; Ascomycota; Eurotiomycetes; Eurotiales; Aspergillaceae
Product: bifunctional fructose-2,6-bisphosphate 2-phosphatase/6-phosphofructo-2-kinase
Exons: 13
Coding region: 1-1785 (594 amino acids)
Biological process (GO): fructose metabolic process; fructose 2,6-bisphosphate metabolic process
Cellular component (GO): cytosol
Molecular function (GO): ATP binding; fructose-2,6-bisphosphate 2-phosphatase activity; 6-phosphofructo-2-kinase activity
Source: RefSeq, a predicted model, not a curated record
AUGCUAGUCACCUGCCUCGGCGUCUUUGCCUUAAUCGAUUACCUAUACCGCCUCUCAGGAAUAUCUGGUCUCUCUCAGAGCUAUCGAUCGAUACCCCUGACACGCUGGAUACUGAAUCUUGUGAUAUCUCAACAUCUCAAGGUUGCGCCACCUCGACAUCCCACCAUGGACACUUUACUCACCGCUGAGAUUGUGGCCAACUCCCCACGAUUCCGUCGCAAGUCCUCAAUCUUUGUCGAUGCAAUUCAUGACUUGCCGGAAAAGGCGGAUUUGGCUCCGGCCCAGCUGUACAGCACCGAAUCUGGUCGGCUUUUCCAUUCGGGCCGCAUUGUGAUCAUUACCGUCGGCUUGCCUGCCAGAGGCAAAACACAUAUCUCAGUAGCUUUGGCACGAUACCUGCGAUGGCUUGGUGUCAAAACCAGAAUCUUCCAUCUAGGCGACUACCGUCGUGCCACAAUUCCAUUUGGCGAGGACAUGCCAGAUGAUUAUUUCUAUGUCAAUGCGACUGCCAAGUCCGUUCUUCUACGCCAAAAGAUUGUGAGAAAAUGCCGAGAAGACAUCUAUCACUUUUUGAAUCAUGAAAAUGGUCAAAUAGCGAUAUAUGAUGCCGUCAACCCGCUAGUCUCAGGACGGCGCUCGCUUGCCAAGGAGUUUGCGAAGCAUGAUAUCGAGACCCUGUUCAUUGAGUCGUGGUGUGACGACGAACGCAUCAUUGAAGAGAAUGUUCGCAGAGUCAAGAUCUCCUCCCCUGAUUACGUCUCGUGGAAAUCAGAAGAUGCCGUGAAGCAUUACUUGAACCGUAUCUAUUCUCGGAUCCCCCAAUUCCAGACCAUGGAGGAAAAGGACUUGAACUUUAUCAAGAUGAUCAAUGCCGGCGAGAGAUUGAUUGUCAACAAUCGAAGCUUCGGUUAUCUCUCUAACCGUAUCGUCUUCUAUCUUCUAAAUCUCCAUAUCAAAUCGAGACGCACGUACUUCGCUCGGGCUGGCGUUUCGCUAGACGCAGGUUCAUACAAAGCCGAUACUUCGCUAUCGGAUCAGGGGGAAGACUACGCCAAGAAAAUGACGGCACGUCUUCUAGCUCACCGGGAAGAAGAAAAGCAAGCAAUGAUUGAACGAGGAGAGACUGGCUAUGAGUCAAGGCCCUUGAAGGUUUGGACUUCCACACGCCGCAGAACAGUGGAAACCGCAAAGUACUUCCAUGAAAACGGAUAUAAAGUCCGACAGAGGUCCCAAUUGAGCCAACUGAACCCUGGUGUUUGUGAGAAGAUGUCUGAGGAUCGUAUCCGAGCAGAGUUUGGUGACGAGGUUGCUAAGCACGAGCUUGAUCCCUACCACCACCGUUAUCCACGGGCAGAGUCCUAUCAUGACUUGGCUGUUCGCCUCGAGCCAAUUAUUCUUGAAUUGGAGAGGGAGCAAACCGAUCUGCUCAUCAUUGCACACGAGAGUGUCUUGAGGGUUUUGUAUGGCUAUCUCAUGGCCUGCAAUGCUGCAGACAUUCCGUUCCUUGAAUUCCCUCGCGAUGAGAUCAUUGAGAUCCUUCCCGAGAGCUAUCAGAACGAGGCACAGCGAAUCCAUAUCCCCGACCUCCCCGAAGAGAUUAUCCCGGCCUCUCCAGAGGAUUUGAAGAUCCCAGUGCCCCCAAGUGGGGUGGUAUCACCGGCGCAAGGGCUUGGUAGCCCAGAUGGUCAAGUAACCCCACAGAGUGGUCAUCGAACACCCAGUGGAAUCCGAACACCGCGUGAGCGCGAACGGAUCUCACAACAGCAUGUUGAAGAUGUGGUCUAG